AUGGCCAAGUGGAUCGCAGGCAAGCAUCCAGCGUCGAAAGACUGGGGAUGCCAGUAUCUCGAGCAGAUCGGUGUGCAUUGGGCGUGGUCUGCUGACUUCAGCCUUGUCAGUGUGUGCACUAAAUGCUGCUUAUGGUCAGGACCACGAAAGUUGUUCAGCGAAGCCAUUUUGGUUGGACCGACUGAAAGUCGUUUCGUACUCGGCCUCCACCUCGAACCCCCUGCGUCGAAGAUCUUUGUUGUCAGUGUUUUCAGCACACCCUUCGUUUUCUGCGCACCUUUGCGGAGAUUGCAUCCGCUGUCAUGGCUCAACGCUCAUCAUGAGGGCGAUCGAAAUAACGGGAAGUCGGCUGCCGCUGGCUCACCGCAUGGUACACACCUUCGCUCCUCGUGUAUGGAGAUUGCGUGCGCAGUAUAUAGCAGUAAGCUACGGUCAAAGCAGCGCGCAUCAGUCCAUCCGUUGGAAGCCGACUGGAGAAUAAGGCCGCAAUAA
Molecule: messenger RNA, 492 nt
Organism: Plenodomus lingam JN3
Lineage: Eukaryota; Fungi; Ascomycota; Dothideomycetes; Pleosporales; Leptosphaeriaceae
Source: RefSeq, a predicted model, not a curated record